Molecule: messenger RNA, 389 nt
Organism: Heterobilharzia americana
Lineage: Eukaryota; Metazoa; Platyhelminthes; Trematoda; Strigeidida; Schistosomatidae
Source: the annotation of a GenBank genome assembly
AUGGCCGAAAAUUCACACUCUGGUAACAUAACUCCGAUGAAUAUAGAAAAAUCAGGAGACUUAGAUGGCAAAGAUGUUUAUUUGGAGAAAUGUAUUGCAUUUGCUGAAGUCACUAAAACCGAUCGAGCUGUAGCAAUGAUGUACCUUCAAGAAUACGAUUGGGAUUUGGAGAGCUAUCAGGUUAACCACAAUCUGGCAGCACUUUCCAUUAUCAGCACAACGCCAGUUUUAGAAUUGGAUUUCUGCAUUGUAAACCUGUUUAUCUUAUUCGAUACCGCAUUAAUAUUGCAUCUGUUUUUGAAAUACAUACUGAAUCAGGAAGUUGUCAAAAUGAUCCAUCUUAAGCUUUCUAUGGAUAAAUACUUUUUACAACAUCGCGAAUAUCCAAA